UCGUGCGCCUGUGGGACUCGGCCGUGGAUGUGCUUAGAUGGUGUUUUAUCGUACGACGCGUUGCGUGAUUUAUUGAGUUUUUUACCGUCAUUUACAGUGCAACUAGAGUUAAUCUGUGCAAUAUGAUACAUAGUCAAGGAAGGAACGUAGAACGUAAAGAAAUAUAAUUAAAGGUGAACAGAAAUAGUAUAUGUAUUCGGCGAAAGUGAAGGUUCCAAGUCGCAGUGAACGAAACGACAACAAACCUGGUGAAGUGAAGAAGGAGGAGAGCCCUUUGGGUCAUCAUCAAGGAAGAUUUCUUAAUCGUUUCGAAUGGAUACACAACCUCUUUACUGAAUAAUUUUCAUCUCGAUUUAAGAAUUUAAUCUUUAUCUUAAGACGAGAAUAUUUCAUUUUGACUGUAGCUAAUACCAAUGUCGUGUGACUUUUUUUUAUCUCAUCUCCGGGUAUAGGAAGUAAGUUAGAUUAAUAAUGAGCGAUGAUAAAAAGGUAGGUGAAAAUUCCAGUAGUGAGGUUGUUAACCAGUUUCGAAGCUGUAGGGAUCUCAGCGAUAUCGUGCCCCUGUACGCGCCACGCGCGCUUUACUUAAAACCAGUUGCAAAGAUAAACGUUUCUGUUAAUCUUCCACAACUGAAAGUUUCAGGAAAAACAAUAUCAACAUGGGAAGUAAUGGAGAAGAUUCGUUCCUUUAUACUACCGGACGAGUUUGCGUCUCUGAAGGUAGCCAAGAGCACGCUGGAAUUUAUCAGAUUGGAAGGAGACCUGCAAGACAGAUGCAGACUGCAGCGUAUACUUGCAAGACUGGAUUCUCAGCGCCUGAAUCUCUCUGGAUUUUCGAACGUGUUGAAAGUCCGCGCGGCAGAGGCGAAGGAUGAUUUCCCAACGAGGCACAGUUGGGAUUCUUAUUUUAGAGACGCCAAGCAUAUGAACGAAUUGAAGCCUGGUGAAAGGCCUGACACAAUACACAUAACAGGCUUACCUGUUAAGUGGUUCACAGAGGAUGGUGCGACCGUGCCCAGUGAAUCCUUGAUUACCAAGAUCUUCAAAAAGUGGGGAACGCUAAGAAGAGUCGAUGUACCUGCUGCAGAUACUUACAGAUCUAGAAUGAGGCUUGGCACAAAUAUAAAUAAGUUCAGUUACGAAGAUGGGAUAUUUUUUGACGCGUACAUUCAGUAUGUCGAAUACAUGGAUUUUGUUAGGGCCAUGGACGCGUUGCGCGGUAUGAAACUUCUUAAAAAGGAAGGCGGGAAAGCUUUCACAGCUGCCAUGAAGAUUACAUUCGAUAAAACGAAACACAUGAGUGAUAGCUCUGUCGCGCACAGAGAAUUUGAAAGGAAACGUCUUAUAGCACAAGAUACAUUAGCGGCAGAACGACUUCGUAGAAAAGAGGAAGCGGAAGAAAAACGACGCGAAGAACUGAAGAAAAAAGAAGAGGCCGAUGCGGUAUCUAGGGAAAACAGACGAAAAAAGAGAGAAGAGAAACGCAAACGUAAAGCUAUAACUAUAUUUCGUAAAAAGGAGGAGGAUAAAGUGUCUCUUAAAAUUGCCAGAGAAGGACAAAAGUUAAUACGAGCACAGAGGCAGCUGGAAAGUAUUCGCCUUUUAGACGAAUUGUUUGAUAGAAUAAAGAUUAAAUUAGAAAAUAAUGAAAUCAAAAUAGACGAGGUAACAAGUACGGAUGCGAAAAAGGAUGAGCGAAAGAACAAUAAAGUGGAUGGCGCUAUAGAGAUCUUAAGCUCUGAAGAAGAUUCGAAGGAUGGAAAGAAAGACAAGAAAGGAAAAAAGUUGAAAAAGAAGAAAUCUAAGAAGGAGAAAAAGAAAAGGAAGAAACGUAAAAAGGGUAAGGAUUCGGAAAAUUCAGCAAGUUUAAGCGAAGAAUCAGGCACGGAAGAGCAAACGAAAAAAUUGAAAAGUGUUUUGAAACAAGACGUUACAUAUCCAUCGUCAUCGACUGCCUCGCCUAUGAAAUCUUCCUACCCGUUUCACCUUCCAUCUCUUUAUCCUCCACUUUAUCAUCCACGUCUUCCACAGCCGUGGUACUAUGAACCAGCUCUGCCUAUGAUUCAUCCCGCUUUACCGAGAAAUAUGUCCAGGGGCGGUCGUUUCGGCCGCGGAAGAGGCUUUGCUUAUCGCAACGCGGGAAAUUCUAGCUCCGUACAGACGUUCAAUCCUCAUUUAUACAACGAGCAGUACUAUAAGUACUUCGCUCAUCUAGUAGGUCAGGAUUAUCAGUCCUUCGCCUAUAGAAGCUCACGGUCACGUAGUCGUAAGAGGUCGUUCAGCAGAUCUAGGUCAGGAUCUAGAUCGAGAACACGGUCAAGAACCACAUCGAGGUCAAAGUCACGGUCUCGAUCUCGAUCUCGAUCUCGGUCUCGGUCACGGUCUCGUUCACGAUCGAGAUCAAGGCUUCGCUCAAAACCCCGUUCGAAGUCAAGAUCGAAGUCGCGUGGGAAAUCAAGAUCGCGGUCAAGAUCGAAAAAUCGAAGACGAAGUAGGAGCAGAUCGCGGUCGAAGAAACGACGAGGAAGAUCGAAGUCGAGAUCACGAUCGCGACGGUCAAGAUCCAAGAGAAAAUCACGUUCUAACUCGUGGACCGAUAGUAAACACCGUUACAGACGCAGGCGUGAUAGAUCUGCGUCAAAAGUAAAGAUCACGAGAGCCAAGUCUCGCAGUGUAUCACCGAAAAGGAGAUCUCGUAGUAGCACGUGGUCGAUGCCCAAAUCUCCCGGCAGACGAAGCUGCUCUUGGUCGAAGAGCGUGGAUAAGGAUGCCUCAAGAGAUAAAUCAACGCGUGAACAGAAUAAGGAAACCGCGGACAAAGGAGAAGCGCCACAAGCAUCUCACUUGGAGAACAUAACUUCAGACUGACAAGAAUCGAACUCUAUUUUUUCAUUUGGUAUCUCUGAUCCUGUCGCGUAACCGUAAUGUCGAUACUUUACAUGAAUUCGAUGUGAAACGUAAUAAUUAUCACUCGAGUCAGUAGCGUAUAUUUCUUUGAUAAAGAAAAAUAUAUAUUUUUAUUUACGCGAUGGUUUUUCCUAGUCCUGAAUGAUUCUGUAUAGUACACAGCAAUUUGUAAACGUAACAUUACGACUGUGUCGAACUAUGAAUCUGUAUAUAUGUUGCGAACGAUGUAAUCGAAAAACGAUUUAGAGUGUACCGCAUUUUUAUCUCGAAAAUAAAUAUGACAUUGAUACGUU
Molecule: messenger RNA, 3200 nt
Organism: Ceratina calcarata
Lineage: Eukaryota; Metazoa; Arthropoda; Insecta; Hymenoptera; Apidae
Product: A-kinase anchor protein 17A
Exons: 7
Coding region: 472-2868 (798 amino acids)
Source: RefSeq, a predicted model, not a curated record